AUGUGGGGUAGCUCAUCCAUACCUCCCAUUAACCUACAGACCCUUCACAGGCCAAUCAAGGCAGGUGGGCUUGGCCUCCUCGACAUACAAUCCCGAAACGAGGCGAUCGACCUAGUGUGGCUCCGACGCUACCUCACACUUGGGGAGGACCGGCCAACCUGGGCAUUCGCGAUGGACGCCAUCAUUGGCAAACACGCUACUCGUGACGCCGGAGCUAUACGCCCUAAUGCGCAAAUUAACAUGUUCCUCCAAAGCUGGAACCCGUCAGUGAGCAGCCGAUCCACCCUCCCGCUCUACAUUAAAAACAUGCUCACCACGGGCCGGAGAUACGGAGUGCAUCUCGAGGCACUGAAGGUCGACGGGCCCCUCAAGAAACAACUCCCGGCAUGGUACCACAUCGGCGCCACUAAGGCCCUACGGAAGCUGAACAACACGAAAGUGAGCGACUGCCUCCGCGAUCGCCAUGGAGUUUCGCUAGUCGCUGACCUCCUCAAACUCACCCACUUCGCCUGCGGCAACAUGCAUCCCCAAUCCCCACAUUAUUCAGGUGGCGACUCGUGUCCCUGCCCGGACUGUUCACAGUGCCGCAGGGAAGGCUGCGCACACCCGGCCAAGUGCCGCCAAGCCGCUUUCCGCCUCCUCAGCGAAAUCCUUCCCAAAUGGAACCCGCUAGCGGACGACAUUGUCGAUGGCCUCACCCUGACGACGCGACGCCGUGCUAAGAACCUUGAGGCGAAUUUCGAUGAUGGAGACACUCUCACCUUCGACCCAUCAAUUACCACCCGCGGAGGCCUAACCGAGCUUUUCCGAGCCUUUGUGAACCCGAGCUCUCUCACCCAACCUCCAUCCCACCGCAGACGACCAGGACGUGCGGUGCCAGAUGAGUCCACCACCGUGUAC
Messenger RNA from Fomitopsis serialis, 900 nucleotides. RefSeq lists its product as uncharacterized. The annotation marks the transcript as partial. The transcript is spliced from 3 exons. NCBI's taxonomy places the organism in Eukaryota, Fungi, Basidiomycota, Agaricomycetes, Polyporales, Fomitopsidaceae. The record is from RefSeq and is a predicted model, not a curated record.